This is a messenger RNA of Micropterus dolomieu (smallmouth bass), 2311 nucleotides long. It is a transcript of the gene mitfa, whose product is annotated as melanocyte inducing transcription factor a. The transcript is spliced from 10 exons. The record is from RefSeq and is a predicted model, not a curated record. Gene Ontology annotation, biological process: regulation of transcription by RNA polymerase II; melanocyte differentiation. The coding region runs from base 45 to 1496 and encodes 483 amino acids. Gene Ontology annotation, cellular component: nucleus. Lineage: Eukaryota; Metazoa; Chordata; Actinopteri; Centrarchiformes; Centrarchidae. Gene Ontology annotation, molecular function: RNA polymerase II cis-regulatory region sequence-specific DNA binding; protein dimerization activity; DNA-binding transcription factor activity, RNA polymerase II-specific.
ACAGCAGCAAAAGUGAAGUGGGGACGCGUGAAUCACUGACAAACAUGAAAAUAAAAAGUGCUCCUCCGGAUCUGCACGGCCUCUACAAGUGCCUCCAGAGUUCCCACCCUCUACUGGCCGUGACGUCACAGAUCCGGAUCCGAGAGCAGCCGGUGUUUGCCCAUCACCAGGGUCAAGAGCGCAGGGAGGACAGGGAGAGGAGGACCACGAACUUUCUACACCACAGCACCCAACACACCUCCACCGUCCAUGUCACACCUCCCUGUGACCAGCCUGCUGUAAGCCAGAAGCCCAUGGAAGUUCUCAAGGUGCAGUCCCACCUGGAGAAUCCCACCAAGUACCACAUCCAGCAGGCUCAGAGGCAGCAGGUGAGGCAGUAUCUGUCCACCACCCUGGGUGGUAAAUCCAGCAGCCAGUGUCCCAGUCAGCCCCCCGAGCACGGCAUGCCACCCGGGCCUGGAAGCAGCGCCCCCAACAGUCCAAUGGCCCUGCUCACCCUCAGCUCCAACUGUGAGAAAGAGAUGGAUGAUGUCAUUGACGAUAUUAUUAGCUUGGAGUCAAGUUACAAUGACGAUGUUCUUGGACUUAUGGACGCAGGACUCCAAAUGAACAACCAGCUCCCCGUGUCGGGUAACCUUCUUGAUGUGUACAGCAACCAAGGACUUCCACUCCCGGGCCUCGCCAUCAGUAACUCCUGUCCACCCAGCAUUAAAAGGGAAUACACAGCUCCUGGCAUGAAGCAAGUACUGGACAAGCCUGGAUCCUGUGGCCAGUAUGAAAACUAUCAAAGGCCAGAGGGCUUUCCAGUAGAGGCUGAAGUUCGUGCUCUUGCUAAAGAGAGGCAGAAGAAAGACAACCACAACUUAAUUGAACGAAGACGGCGAUUCAACAUCAACGAUCGCAUCAAAGAGUUGGGAACCUUGAUACCCAAGUCAAAUGAUCCAGACAUGCGCUGGAAUAAGGGCACUAUUCUGAAAGCCUCAGUGGACUAUAUCAGGAGACUACAGCGGGAGCAGCAGAGAGCCAAGGAGAUUGAGUGCAGACAGAGAAAGCUGGAGCACGCAAACCGCCAUCUGAUGCUUCGUAUUCAGGAGUUGGAGAUCCAGGCUCGUGCACAUGGUCUUACAGUGGUCUCGUCUUCAUCUGUCUGCACUUCGGAUUUGAUGGGCCGAGCCAUUAAACAGGAGCCCGUCCUCGGCGACUGCCCCUCAGAUCUCUACCAGCAGAGCUCAGCUCCUGACAUGUCCCCUCCAACCACACUCGACCUCAACAAUGGCACCAUCACCUUCGACCACAUUCCUGCAGAUGCUGGGGACCCUGGUGCCUAUGGAAACUCCAGGACCUGUAAAAUGAAGGAAUUGGUAAGGGACAACACCCUGUCGCCAGUUUCCCCAAGUGAUCCCCUGCUGUCCUCAAUGUCCCCAGAUGGCUCCAACAACAUUAGCAGCCACCACAGUUCCUGCUCUAGUAUGGAGGAGAAGGAGCACGGCUGUUGACAUUGUCUAGUGCCAUGAGCCAUACUGACACUUUCUAUCUGUAGCAUCCCGUCAAUGAGGCACCGCACCUUAAAGUGACUUAAAUGGAUCCACAUGACUAAGUAGAUAAAGGAACAUCUGAUAAUUAUUUUUGGCUGAACUCUAAUGUUUAAAUACUGUAUGUUAAUGUGACUGAGACAUUUCGGUUCCUCCAUUGUUCACAGUAUUUUUACAUUCUUCUAAUUUUGAUGCCGUAUAUAUUAACAGUCCAGAAAAACUUGACAAACAUACAAGAGAUUGGUUUUCUGUUACACGUGAAAGGAAAAGUAGUUCUCAACAUUAUAAGGUAAAAUUACCUUAUACUGAUAAUGUACUAUAGUAUUUUUUAACUAAAAGAAAGAAAGAAAGAAAGAAAAGAAAAUUAUUGCUUUAUUUUGGGUUCACAAAAGACAAACGCACUGGUCCACUAGCCAAAAUUUCCUUUAUUUAAAUUGAGUCCUCUAUGUAAAAGUUAAAUAAUUCCGGACAUAAUACAUCACAAAUUUAUAAUUAAAGCAAAUUCAUAAUAAAUGCAAAAUAAAACUGAUAAAUGAGUAAAAGAAAAUGUGAUGUGUAUGCUAACAAAGGAUCACAGCCGCAUUUGCCAAAAAUGUAUCAAUUGCUUUGAUUUCAUGUUUGUCUUGCAUAACUCCUAGUUUAGUUGAUGUAUACACAGGGGAAUCUUCUUUUGUACACAACUGGUUGAUAGCAUAUGUGAUAUUGUUGUUAAUGUUUGUAAUAUAUGACCAGUAUUGUAAAAAAAAAAAAAAACACUUGAGAUGCCGAUAUAUUGCAAA